AUCCCAAUACGUAAAAACUACCUCCCGGAGGGGUGGAGAGCGGGAGUAGGUGUUUGCCUGCGUGUGUAGGUUAAUGCAUGUUUAUCUAUACACCCUGUGUGUCCGUGUGUGUGUGUGUGUGCACACCAUGGGAAGGGAGGAAGAGAAGGAAUGACACGCACAGUCCGUUUGCGCUUCGUGCCAGCGACUGCCUCCGUCGUUCCUCAAUCCUUAUAAUGCUGACGUCUCGUCUCCCUUCAAAGUUUCCUGCCGUACUUUGCCCGGCUCUCUUAAGAGAGGUCAGAAACCAUUUUGCUGCUGGGGCUGCUGUGCUGGCUGUGGGCUGGUGAGCAGGCAGGACGGUGUGGUUGGGGGCCACCGGGAGCCUUCGCCCGGAGGUGGGUCUCCCGGGGGCAGUGCAAACCUCCUCUCCAUCCCUGGGUCGGUCCUGGGCUCCACCGCUUCCGCAGAGCUCUCCAGAGGUCGGGCCGUGCCGCGUCGCUCCCAAAGUUUUAGUGAGGCUCCAGUUUAAUGAGACAGAGAGAUUUCAGCAGCUCCGCGGCAUUUAACAUCCUGCUCUCUCUGGGAAUGACUGAAAUGCUGAAUAAUGGAGCAGACCACAACACUGGUCUCCCUAUGGAAGCAGCUGUUUCUAUCUGGCAUUGAGAUCCCAUGGAGAAGCUGAGGAGGGGGAUGGCUCUUCAUAUCCAUGAAGCCUGGAUACUUCUCUUUGUAAUCCCUGCUUUGGUCACUCCAGCUGCCAUCAAUCAUGAAGACUACCCCGCCGAUGAAGGGGACCAGACCUCCAGUAAUGACAAUCUGAUCUUUGAUGACUACCGAGGGAAGGGCUGUGUGGAUGACAGUGGCUUUGUGUACAAACUGGGAGAACGUUUUUUCCCGGGACAUUCCAACUGUCCCUGUGUCUGUACUGAGGAUGGACCUGUUUGCGAUCAACCAGAAUGCCCUAAAAUCCACCCAAAGUGCACAAAAGUGGAACACAAUGGGUGCUGUCCAGAAUGCAAAGAAGUGAAAAACUUUUGUGAAUAUCAUGGGAAAAACUACAAAAUCUUGGAGGAAUUUAAGCCCUCGCCAUGCGAAUGGUGUCGCUGCGAGCCCAGCAAUGAAGUUCACUGUGUUGUAGCAGACUGCGCAGUUCCCGAGUGUGUCAACCCAGUCUAUGAACCAGAACAGUGUUGCCCGGUCUGCAAAAAUGGUCCGAACUGCUUUGCAGGAACCACAAUCAUUCCCGCUGGCAUCGAGGUGAAGGUGGACGACUGCAACAUCUGCCACUGCCACAACGGGGACUGGUGGAAGCCAGCGCAGUGCUCCAAGCGCGAGUGCCAGGGCAAACAGGCUCUGUAGGGGCAACAAACCCCCCCACCACCACCAGUGGCAAACGCCACCGACGGUAACGAUGUCGAUGAUGACGAAGGACCGGCUUCAACGCUGCGCACGUCUUGUUCCACCUCCCGCCAGCUGCACCAGGGUCACCAGCAAAACCUGCCAGGACGUCACACAAGCAGAGAUUUCACUCACGGGGAAGGGGUCUCCCUCUUCCCCCCCGCCUUCCUCCCAUCCCCUCAGCUCUUCUCUCGCUUUACACACUAUGUAACCAGUAUCUAGGUAUCUACUCUGCUUUUUUUUUGUAAUUAUCAGUGCUUGGUAGGCUUGCGGUGGUCACAUUUGGGGAGGAAAAAAAAA
This is a messenger RNA of Calidris pugnax (ruff), 1680 nucleotides long. It is a transcript of the gene VWC2L, whose product is annotated as von Willebrand factor C domain containing protein 2-like. The coding region runs from base 652 to 1341 and encodes 229 amino acids. The transcript is spliced from 4 exons. Lineage: Eukaryota; Metazoa; Chordata; Aves; Charadriiformes; Scolopacidae. Gene Ontology annotation, biological process: negative regulation of BMP signaling pathway. The record is from RefSeq and is a predicted model, not a curated record. Gene Ontology annotation, cellular component: AMPA glutamate receptor complex. Gene Ontology annotation, molecular function: protein binding.